Messenger RNA from Lycium ferocissimum, 2133 nucleotides. Its product is annotated as serine/threonine-protein kinase STY13. Bases 654 to 1769 code for a protein of 371 amino acids. Gene Ontology annotation, biological process: protein phosphorylation. Lineage: Eukaryota; Viridiplantae; Streptophyta; Magnoliopsida; Solanales; Solanaceae. The transcript is spliced from 6 exons. Gene Ontology annotation, molecular function: ATP binding; protein kinase activity. The record is from RefSeq and is a predicted model, not a curated record.
UAUACCCCACACUCUCAAGAAUCAUCACCGGAAAAAUAGACAUCUCCAAGAAACACCAUUUUGAUUGUAGAUAAGAAGAGUUUAUAGUGCAUAACAAAGUUAACCCAAAUACCCCCCCCUCCCCCCCCCCCCAAAAAAAAAAAAAAACAAAAAAGAAAGAAGAGUAAAGUUCGAAGCUUUAUAAGGGUCUUCUUGAAAGUUGCUUGUUAGUUCCUCAUCUAUAUAUGCAUGAAAUGAAAUAGUUUAUAUACUAUAUAUUUAGGUGCAACUGUAAGUUUGUCUUUGUAGCUAUCUUGUUGCUUCCUUUGAACCUUCUUGCUUUUAUUUUUUUGGGGGGGUUUAAAAGAUCAAGUCUUUUAUUCUUUUUCAAGAAAAGGGGUUGUUUUUAAGUAAUUCUUGGAAUUUUAGAUCGGUUAGAGUUGUUUUUCUUUUGUGGGGUUUGAAGUUUUCAAUCAAAGUGAAUUCUUGGACUUGGAAGUCAGCAGUUUAUGUUUCUGAAAAUUGUUUAUGAGGGUUCAAGUUUUUCCUAGCAUAAAAUAUCCAUAGUAUUGACUUUCAGUGUUGAGGAAAGAAUGGCUGUUUGCAAGUAAUUUUUGUGUUAUUUUUUGAGGAUGAGGCAUUUAGGGAUAAUCUGAUUUUCGAGUUUUGCAACGAUGAGUUGCAGUGAGAAGAGUAGAGAAAGAGAAGAGGAAGUGAAUUCUGUUGGUAGUGUAGAGAGAUAUGUUGAAGGUGUUUCGCGUAAUGGAUCAAUAGUAGUACCCUCAACACAAUUAGCUAUUGAUGAGAGAGUGUUGGUGGAUCCAAAACAACUCUUUAUUGGAACGAAAAUUGGCGAGGGAGCUCAUGGAAAGGUUUAUGAAGGAAGGCAUGGUGAUCAAAUUGUUGCGAUAAAAGUUCUAAAUGGUGGUAAGACCUCAGAAGAAAGAGCUUCACUUGAGGACCGUUUUGUUCGGGAAGUUGUUAUGAUGUCCAGAGUAAAGCAUGAGAAUCUUGUAAAAUUUAUUGGAGCUUGCAAGGAUCCUUUGAUGGUUAUAGUGUCAGAGCUGCUGCCUGGAAUGUCCCUUCGGAAGUACUUAGUCAGCAUUCGGCCGGAAGUUCUUGAACUUCAUGUGGCCUUAAAUUAUGCGCUUGACAUUGCUCGGGCCAUGGAAUGUUUACAUGCCAAUGGCAUUAUACAUCGAGAUCUAAAACCUGACAAUUUGUUGCUCACGGCCAAUCAGAAGUCCGUGAAGCUUGCAGAUUUUGGGCUAGCAAGGGAAGAGACCCUCACUGAGAUGAUGACAGCAGAAACUGGGACGUACCGGUGGAUGGCACCUGAGUUGUACAGUACUGUUACAUUGCGUCAGGGGGAGAAGAAGCAUUAUAAUAACAAGGUUGAUGUUUAUAGUUUUGGCAUUGUCUUGUGGGAAUUACUGACAAACCGCAUGCCAUUUGAGGGAAUGUCGAAUUUGCAAGCUGCUUAUGCUGCUGCUUUUAAGCAAGAGAGACCUAGUAUUCCAGAAGAUAUUUCUCCAGACUUGGCAUUUAUCUUACAAUCAUGUUGGGUGGAAGACCCUAACAUGCGACCGAGCUUCAGCCAGAUAAUUCGGAUGCUCACUGCAUAUCUCUUCACACUUCCACCGCCCUCACGGUGUGUACCAGUAACCGAAUCUGUGGAGCAGACGGUUUCCAGCAAUGGUACUAUUGUUGAGUUUUCUGCACGAGCAAAGGGAAAAUUUGCUUUCCUUCGCCAACUUUUUGCUGCAAAGAAGGUUAAGAACUCACAGUAAGCUGGCACAUUUCUGACACUCGCUGGUAGGACAUCUUUCCAAGCAGAGGGAUGAGAAGUGUUGAACAGAAACAAUGUUAGUCGACUAACCAAUAAACAAAACAAAGGAAGAAAAACAAUAGUUAAUGUCAUUGUAAAGGAAGUUUCUUACCUGUACUCUCUUGUUCAUAUCCAAUCCUCUCAUUUUUAUGGGAACCUCUGUAGUUUAGGCCGUAUAGUAACACUUUUCUUUUGUAUUUAUCACUUGGUAUCAGGAUGGUGAUGGCUGCUUCCUGACAGAUGUUUCUAACAAUAUAUGUUGCCCUUUAGAAUGCUAUUCAUCUUAAGCUAAUUUUAUAAAUAUAUGUUACACUCCUAUUAUGGUA